AUGGCCAACACCACUCCCGCUUCCUCGAACGGUGCCGCUCCGCCCUCGAGCAACGCGAGCUCCUUCGAGGUGCUCAGCAACCCCUCCACCCCGCCCAAGCCCGUAAGUCUCCCUGGCCCAGCCUGCGCCGCCGCCGCCGGGCCUGACCGUCCGCGCCAGCACCACUACGAAGAUGUCGCCAUCAUCGGCAUGUCGUGCCGCGCCGCCGGCGACAACACGUCGCCCGAGAAGCUGUGGCAGUUCCUGCUCGACAAGAAGGACGCCUCGGGCGAGGUGCCCAAGAAGCGCUGGGAGCCGUGGUACCGCCGCGACGUGCGCAACCCCAAGGAAAUCGACAAGGCCAUCAACCGCGGCUACUUCAUCCAGAACCUCGAGGACUUCGAUGCCUCCUUCUUCGGCAUCUCGCCCAAGGAGGCCGAGCAGAUGGACCCCCACCAGCGCCUCGGCCUCGAGCUGUCGUGGGAGGCCCUCGAGAACGCCGGCAUCGACCCCAAGACCCUGGCCGGCUCCGACACGGCCGUCUACAUGGGCGUCGACUCGGACGACUACUCGCGCCUGCUGCUCGAGGACAUCCCCAACAUCGAGGCCUGGAUGGGCAUCGGCUCCACCGCCCACGGCAUCCCCAACCGCAUCUCCUACCACUUCGACCUGAUGGGCCCCAGCUCCGCCGUCGACGCCGCCUGUGCCUCGUCGCUGGUCGCCGUGCACAUGGGCCGCCAGGCCAUUGCCACCGGCGAGUCCAACGUCGCCAUCGUCGGCGGCGUCAACGUGCUGUGUUCGCCCGCCCUUUUCGUCAUGCUGGGCAAGGCCGGCGCCCUCUCGCCCGACGGCGUGUGCCUGUCCUUUGACGACGACGCCCACGGCUAUGCCCGCGGCGAGGGCGGCGCCGUGCUGGUGCUCAAGCGCCUCGCUGACGCCAUUGCCGACAACGACAACGUCCUCGCCGUGCUCAAGGGCAGCGCCCUGGCCCAGGACGGCAAGACCAACGGCAUCAUGGCCCCCAACGCAAAGGCCCAGGAGCUGGUCGCCCGCCAGGCCCUCGAGCGCUCCGGCGUCGACCCGCUGACCGUCAACUACAUCGAGGCCCACGCCACCUCGACCUCGCUGGGCGAUCCCACCGAGGUGUCAGCCAUCUCCGCCGUCUACGGAAAGGGGCGUCCCGCCGACGCCCCCGCCCACAUCGGCUCCAUCAAGCCCAACGUCGGCCAUCUCGAGGCCGCCGCGGGCGCCAUCAGUCUGGUCAAGGCUGUCCUGGCCGUGAACAAGGGCGAGCUCGCCCCGCAGACCCGCCUGCAGAAGCUCAACACCCGCGUCGACUGGGAAAAGUCGGGCCUGAAGGUGGUGCGCGAGCGUACCAAGUGGGCCGAGCCCCAGGGCGUUCCGCGCCGCGCCGCCGUGUGCUCGUACGGCUACGGAGGCUCCGUCUCGCACGUCGUCAUCGAGGAAUCGCCGUCGUCGGUGCUCGGAAUCACCGCAGUCAAGGAGGAGGAGCACAAGAGCCAGGGGCCCGUCACCCUGGUCAUUUCCGCACCGCAGGAGAAGCGGUUAGCAAACCAAGCCAGCGUCCUGGCAGACUGGCUGGCCGGUGCCGGCAAGGACGAGGAUCUCAAGGCCGUUGCCGCCACCCUGGCGCUCCGCCGCGCGCCACACCACUACCGCGCCACCUUCAUCGUGGCCAGCCACGAGGAAGCCGUCGAGUCGCUGCGGACCUUCGCCAAGGGAGGCUCCGUGGAAUUCAUGGCCGACGGCCGCGUGUUUGACAACGCCACCAGGACCGAUGCCGUGUGGGUUUUCUCGGGCCAUGGCGCGCAGUGGGCCGACAUGGGCAAGGAGCUGCUCCAGAACUCCGUGUUUUUGCAGGCAGUGGCGCCGCUGGACGAGAUCGUGCAGAAGGAGGUGGGCUACUCGGCAAUCAAGGUGUUGGAGACGGGCGAUUUUGAAGACUCGGACCGGAUCCAGGUGCUGACGUACGUCGUCCAAGUCGGCCUCAGCCAGGUGCUCAGGUCCAAGGGCGUCGAGCCCCAGGCCGUCAUCGGCCACUCGGUGGGUGAGAUCGCGGCGUCGGUCGCGGCGGGCUGCUUGACGCCCGAAGAGGGCGCGCUCGUGGUGACGCGGCGGGCCAGGCUGUAUGCCCAGGUCAAGGGUCUGGGCGCCAUGGCGCUGGUCAACCUGCCCUUCUCGCAGGUUGCCACCGAGCUGACCGGCCGCCACGACAUCGUGCCCGCCAUCGACUCGUCGCCGUCGUCGUGCGUCGUCAGCGGCGAGGCGGGCCCGCUCGCCGAGUACGUCGAGAGCCUGAAGGCGCGCUCGAUCAAGACGUUCCAGGUCAAGACGGACAUUGCCUUCCACUGCCCGAUGCUCGAGAAGCUGGCGGACCCGCUGGCCGAGGCGCUGUCCAAGGCGCUCAACCCGCGGCCGGCCGUGGUGCCGCUGUACUCGACGUCCAACACGUACCCGCGGGCCGACAGCCUGCGCAACAUCGACUACUGGGUCAACAACAUGAUCAGCCCCGUGUGGCUGACGUCGGCCGUCGCCGCCGCCGUCGAGGACGGCUUCCGCGUCUUCCUCGAGGUGUCGACGCACCCCAUCGUCUCGCACUCGAUCAACGAGACGCUGGCGGAGCGCGACUUCAGCGAGGCCGCCACCAUCGGCACCAUGCGGCGCAACGCCUCGGCCGAGAAGAGCAUCCAGCACGCCAUCGCGCAGCUGUGGGGCAAGGGCUCGCAGGUCGACUUCAAGGCGCAGUUCGGGCGCGCGUGGUGCACGACGGUGCCCGGCACGCCGUGGAGCCAGAAGCCGUACUGGCGCGAGGUCGAGACGGGGCCGACCGGACAGGGCACCCAGCACGACGUCGACAAGCACACGCUGCUGGGCCAGCGCACGCCCGUCGCCGGCACCGACACGGUCCUGUACACGACCAAGCUCGACGACAAGACCAAGCCGUUCCCCGGCACCCACCCGCUCGACGGCACCGAGAUCAUCCCCGCCGCCGUCUACGUCAACACCUUCCACCACGCCACCGGCGGCACCGAGAUCUCCGACAUCAAGCUGCGCGUGCCCGUGUCCAUGAGCAGCGACCGCCGUGAGGUGCAGAUUGUGGUGCAGGGCGACGAGGUCAAGGUCGCCUCGCGCCUGGAGCAGAAGAACGACGCCGCCUCGGCCGCCGACCACCUCGAGCACGCGUGGAUCCCGCACAGCUCGGCCCGCUGGGCCAUGCUCCCCAAGACGACCGCGCCCGCCCCCGUCUUCGACGUCGAGGGCAUCAAGAAGCGCAUCGGCACGCUGCUGCCCAACAGCUUCUCGUGGGACUACCUGCAGAAGAUCGGCGUGUCGGGCAUCGCCUUCCCGUGGCAGGUCGUCCAGCACUACGGCAACGAGAAGGAGAUGAUGGUGCGUGUCGACAUGGACCCGGAGACGGAGGCGCCGCAGUGGGAUCCGCACUCGUGGGCGCCCAUGCUCGACGCCGCCACGUCGGUCGGCUCGACCAUCUUCUUCAACGACCCGCGCAUGCGCAUCGUGUCGCAGAUCGACAAGGUGCUGCUGGUGUCGCAGCAGCCGCCGCCCAAGAUCGGCUACCUCUUCGUCGAGGAGGCGGCCGACGACCAGAGCCCGGCGGCGCACGUCAGCGUGCUGAGCGAGUCGGGCGAGCUGCUGGCCAAGUUCCAGAGCAUGCGCUUCUCCGACGUCGAGGGCGCGUCUGGCAUCGGCGGCGGCGUCGAGAGCCUCGCCCACCAGAUCGCCUGGAUCCCGCCCAAGUUCGCCGAGAAGCCGCUGCCGCUGGACCGCGUCGUGCUCGUGUCCGACGACAAGGCCCUUCUCGACCAGUACGCCGCCCAGGUCAAGGGCCAGGUGCCACAGGUGCUGCUGGCGAGCUCGGCAGAGGAGCUGCGCCAGCCCGGGACGCUCGAGUUGCUCAAGAAGAAGGGCUCCGCCGUCGUGUACCUGCCCGGCAAGGUCGAGUCGCUGCAGGAGGUGCCUGAGGCGACGCACAAGUACGUGUGGGAGACGGUCUGCCUGAUCAAGCUGCUCGUGACUGAGUCGGCGGCGGCCAAGCUGUUCGUCAUCACCGACCGCGUGCACAAGGGCGAGUCGGCGACGGGGCUGGCCCACGGCGCGCUGUACGGACUGGGCCGCAUCGCGGCGCAGGAGCACCCGGACGUCUGGGGCGCGCUGAUCGACGCCGAGGGCCCGCAGUUCCCCACGCUCGCCAUCAAGUACGUGCAGGACCAGGACGUGGUGCGCAUGGAGGACGGCAUGCCGCGCGUGGGCCGCAUGAGGCCGCUGGCCCGCGACCAGCGCCACGCCGCCGACUCGCAGAAGACGCUGCUGCCCAAGCCCGAGGGCACGUACGUCAUCACCGGCGGCUUUGGCGACCUCGGACUGGAGGUGCUGGACUUUUUGGUGGAGAAGGGGGCGCGCCGCAUCGUCGUCGUGUCGCGCCGGGCGCUGCCGCCGCGCAGCAAGUGGAACACGGUGGCCGACAGCAUCAAGCCGAUCGUGGCCAAGAUCCGGCUGUUGGAGAAGCAGGGCGCGAGCAUCCACGCGGUGGCGCUCGACAUCGGGGCGGAGGACGCGCCGGCGCAGCUGCUCGCGGCGCUGGACCGGCUCUCGCUGCCGCCGGUGCUGGGCGUCAUCCACGCGGCGGGCGUGCUCGAGGACAACCUCAUCCUCGACACGACGGCGCCGUCGUUCGCGCGCGUGCUGCAGCCCAAGGUUGCGGGCGCGCUGGCGCUGCACGCGGCCUUCCCGCCGGCGACGCUCGACUUCUUCGUGCUCUUCUCGUCCAUCGGGCAGCUCGUGGGCACCGCAGGCCAGGCGCCGUACGGCAGCGCCAACGCCUUCCUCGACGCGCUCGCGACGCACCGCCGGGUCCACGGCGACAACGCGGUGGCGUUCCAGUGGACGGCGUGGCGCGGGCUCGGCAUGGCCACGGCGACCGACUUCCUCACCGUCGAGCUCAACAGCAAGGGCAUCACCGACAUCUCCCGCGACGAGGGCUUCCGGGCGUGGGAGCACGUGGCCAAGUUCGACGUCGCGCACAGCGUCAUCACGCGCGCGCGCCCGCUCGAGCCGGGCGAGCCGGCGCCCAUCCCGCUGGUCGAGGAGAUCGCGCCGCGCCGGGUGACGUCCAUCGGGGCGUCAGCCGCCGCUGCUGCGGCCGAGGACGCCUCGAAGGACGCGGAGGCGCGGCCCAAGGACGGCCCCGAGCUCAAGGCGUGGCUGAGCGUCAAGAUCCGCGAGUGCAUCGGCGCGGUGCUGAUGAUGAACGACAUCGAAGACAUCGACCCGCGCGCGGCGGUCGCCGACCUCGGCGUCGACAGCGUCAUGACGGUGGCGCUGCGCACGAAGCUGCAGCAGGCCAUGUCCAUCAAGGUGCCGCCGACGCUGACUUGGAACCACCCGACGGUGGUGCAUCUCGUCGAGUGGUUCUACACCAAGCUGACGGAGAACUGA
Molecule: messenger RNA, 5454 nt
Organism: Diplodia corticola
Lineage: Eukaryota; Fungi; Ascomycota; Dothideomycetes; Botryosphaeriales; Botryosphaeriaceae
Product: 6-methylsalicylic acid synthase
Exons: 1
Coding region: 1-5454 (1817 amino acids)
Biological process (GO): fatty acid biosynthetic process; secondary metabolite biosynthetic process
Molecular function (GO): 3-oxoacyl-[acyl-carrier-protein] synthase activity; fatty acid synthase activity; phosphopantetheine binding
Source: RefSeq, a predicted model, not a curated record